GUGUCAGCGUCCCUGUAACAGGAUUGCCUGUUCCACCGCGCCGUCCGCCGGAGCACCGCCGCGCCGGAGCGGUCCUGCGCCUCCGUCCCUUCGCUCACGGAGACGUCGCAGCAGGCCGCAGCACGACGGUUCUGUCUCGGUGGCCGGCGGAGCUGCAACCUGGCCAGAAGAAGCCGUCGCUUCCCCAGAUUUUUACAAGUUCCGAUCAGAAUAUUUGCAUCACGGAGAAGCCACCACCUCGGGAAUCUCGCGUCGCCGUGAUGAAGGUGGAGCUUGCAGCGGGCACCUCCCAGACCGGCAAGGCGGAGGAGACUCCGCCGCCGUCCCCGGCAGCCGCUGCCGCACCAUCCGCGGCGGAGGACGCGCCGCUCCUCCCCGACGGGGGCGUGCGGCGCCGGGCGGGGUGCGGGCGGUUCGCGCAGCGCAGCGGCUCCUUCCGCCGCGAGGUCGGCCGCGCCGCCGCUGAGACCUUCCUCCUCACGAGGCUCACCUUGAUCCUGCUCCGCUACCUCGGGAUAGGCUAUAGAUGGAUCCGGCAGUUUCUAGCCCUCUGCUGUUAUACUUUCUUGCUGAUGCCAGGUUUUAUUCAAGUUGUAUAUUAUUAUUUCUUCUCUAGCCAUGUUCAUAGGAGUGUUGUAUAUGGUGAUCAGCCAAGAAACAGAUUGGACUUGUAUAUACCCACUACUACGACAGGGUUAAAGCCAGUUGUGGCAUUUGUGACUGGUGGAGCAUGGAUCAUAGGGUACAAAGGUUGGGGGGCCCUUUUAGGCAGACGCUUAGCAGAAAGGGGCAUCAUAGUUGCAUGCAUUGAUUACAGAAACUUUCCUCAAGGGACCAUUGGUGACAUGGUAGAAGAUGCUUCUCAAGGAAUCUCUUUUGUCUGCAACAAUAUAGCAAGUUAUGGAGGUGAUCCUAACAGGGUUUACCUUGUUGGACAAUCAGCUGGUGCACAUAUUGCUGCGUGUGCCCUCUUAAACCAGGCCAUUAGAGAAUGCGGUGAAGGAGAUACUUCUUCUUGGAGUGUUUCUCAAAUAAAAGCUUACUUUGGCAUUUCUGGCGGGUACAAUCUCCUUAAUUUGGUUGAUCAUUUCCAUAGACGUGGCCUUUAUCGAUCCAUCUUUCUCAGUAUUAUGGAAGGUGAAGAGUCACUGCAGAAAUUCUCUCCACAAGUGAUGAUUAAGGAGUCAUCUGCUAGAUCUGCAGUUUCUUUGUUGCCCCAUAUUAUCCUUUUCCACGGAACAAGUGACCAUUCAAUACCAUCAGCUGAAAGCCAAGCAUUCGCUGAUGCUUUACAACAGCAUGGUGCAAAAGCAGAUCUAUUCUUGUAUGAAGGAAAGACACAUACUGAUUUAUUCCUUCAGGAUCCUCUUCGUGGUGGUAGGGAUAAAAUGCUUGAAGAGAUCGCCAGUGUGAUACACAGCGAAGAUCCAGACGUAUCUGCCGACCACCACGUCGUUCCUGUUGCACGGCGUCUUGUUCCUGAAUUCAUGUUGAAGCUCGCUGGGAGAGUAAGCCCUUUCUGAAGAUGGUGGUGGUUUGUGAUUGCAGCAUGAACCAGAUGUAACUGUAAAGAUUAUUGUACAUUAGGGGGAGGCAGCCUGGCGCCAAUUGGGUCCUGCGUUAGGAUUUUAUUUUUAUUUUUUUUUAAUGACGAAAAAUAUUUUUGGUCCCUGAUCAGCGAGUCAACUGCCAUCCCAACUCCCAAGCCCUAGUCACGUUGAGAAGCUACGGACCCGCUGUAUACAUCGAUCAGGACGUGUCAUUUUUUGGUGCUGGUCGCGCAUACUACCGAUAUUUCCUGUGACGUUUGUCAUUGUUGUAUUGUAUUUUUAUCUCUCGAAGGCUUAUUAAGCUCUUUAA
Panicum hallii is the source of this 1860-nucleotide messenger RNA. RefSeq names its product probable isoprenylcysteine alpha-carbonyl methylesterase ICMEL1. Lineage: Eukaryota; Viridiplantae; Streptophyta; Magnoliopsida; Poales; Poaceae. The transcript has 11 exons. The coding region runs from base 261 to 1523 and encodes 420 amino acids. The record is from RefSeq and is a predicted model, not a curated record.